Molecule: messenger RNA, 525 nt
Organism: Histoplasma mississippiense
Lineage: Eukaryota; Fungi; Ascomycota; Eurotiomycetes; Onygenales; Ajellomycetaceae
Exons: 2
Coding region: 1-525 (174 amino acids)
Molecular function (GO): catalytic activity
Source: RefSeq, a predicted model, not a curated record
AUGCCUGGCCUUCGGCCACCUGGCCUGGAACUGCAAAGAGAGACUAUGAUGUGGUUUCUGCACAUUUUACAACUGAACACCAACAAAAAACGUUCGACCAUGGAAGCACUCCUCAAUGACCGCAAAAUUGAAGAUUUGAAGGUGCUACUCGUACAAGAACCCCCUUUCACAUAUUAUACAACACCAAUACAACACCCACAUUGGAGGGUGUUUCAAACAUCAUGCACUGAAACACACGCCACGGGGCGCAGUCUAAUAUAUGUCAACAAGCGCAUAUCAACCUCGGCAUACCGCCAAAGGCGGUGCCACAGCCCAGAUGUAACAGCAAUCGAGCUUCAGAUAGGAGAAAGCCAGAUCUUAAUUUUCUCCACAUACAUCCCACCAUUCGACCCAGCAGACAACCCAAUACACCAGACCUUAAACAAAAUCAGCCGGACAAUCCGGCUCUCACUCACAACCACAUUGAUCAUCGCAGGGGAUUUCAACCGACAUCAUCAGAUGUGGGGUGGAAUCCAGGUGAACUGA